AUGUUCAGAAAGAUCCACUCCAUCCUCCACCUCAGCCCACAGGGGAAGGCGGCAGCCGAGGGCCCCUACUACUCGGGAGCCACCCCCACCGUCAGACUGAUUCGUAGUAGCUCCAUGUACGUAGUUGGGGACCACUUGGAGAAGUCCAGCGAGUCUUUGAAGAAGUACAGAAGCACCCACAGCAUGGACACCAGCCUGCACUACCUGCAGCAGGAGGACCGUGCCUGGAUGUACUCGCGCACCCAGGACUGCCUGCAAUAUCUUCAGGAGCUGCUGGCCCUGCGCAAGAAGUAUCUCAGCAGCCUGAGUGACCUGAGGCCUCGGCGCGCACCGGGUGCUGGGUCCACAUCCUCCAAGUCCUCCAAGGGAGCACAAAGGACCCCAGGAGAAGGCUCUCCAAGGUCUAUUAAAAAAGCAACCUCAAAGAAAUACUCCCAGUUCAGCACCGAUGUGGCCGAGGCCAUCGCCUUUUUUGACUCCAUCAUUGCAGAGCUAGAGACAGAAAAACGGCCAAGGACUGCUGAGGCUGACCUGCUAAAUGAAGACGUGGACUUUGAUGUGGCAACCAGCUCACAGGAGCACAGCUUGCACUCCAACUGGAUUCUUCGGGCACCACGCAGACAUUCUGAGGCCAUCGCUGCUCACGCCACUACAGACAGUCGGUUUCGAAGGAGUACAGAGCACAGGGUCACUGGCACCCAGAGGAGGCUUGAAAGACACCCCAUUUACCUACCCAAGGCUGUGGAAGGGGCAUUCAACACCCUGAAAUUUAAGCCCAAAGCCCACAAAAAAGACCUGAGGAGCUCCAGACAGAUCCUCUGCAGCAUCUCGAGAGAAGACAUGGAGUGGGAUGAGGAACUCUUUACACACGAGUCCUCAGGGUCUUUGGAGGAGGAUCAUUUUGAGGCAGAGAAUCCCAAAGGGCAAUGGCUGAUUCGAGAAAGACUCUGGGAGCGGACAGUGCCCUGA
Messenger RNA from Cricetulus griseus (Chinese hamster), 969 nucleotides. NCBI's taxonomy places the organism in Eukaryota, Metazoa, Chordata, Mammalia, Rodentia, Cricetidae. The record is from RefSeq and is a predicted model, not a curated record.